GGAACGCUUAAUACUCUGUACAAUUGUAGACCUGUACUGACAAUAAUUUGCUUUCUGUGGUUUUACUGUGUGUCUGUGUCAGCCGUGAAAUCCACAGGUAACGGUUCCACUUCCUCUUUUGUUUGUUCACCUCUCGCUGGUAACACAUUUUAUUUCCGUCCAUCAUUAGACGUUUGCGACUCAACAAUAAUUUAUCUUAUUAUAUAAUCCACUUACGUUGUACGAACACGGAUAAUUAAAUAAUUUCGAUUCAUUUUUAUACUUACUCAAAGUUAUCGUGAGCGACGCUCGUCAGUCCGAUUAUUUUAUAUCAUCAGUUUACCUAAAGACUAAAAAAAUCGACGUCAUGGAAUUCCAAUACGAUCUAAGCCAGAUUGCCCAGGAUCAGAUCAUCAAAAUCGACAAUACACUAUUGCCAGUCGGCUACCAAAAAGAGGACCCAGAAUUACAAAUGAUUAUUUCUAAGAUUUUGGAUAAAAUGGGAGAAGCUUCAGGAAUUGCUCAAGAGUUAAAAUCUCCAAUUACUUCAGCUGAAAAACUCAUGCGUUCAGAUCAUAUUCUAUAUUUAAUGACAGAACAAACUUCACCAGGACAUUUUGUUGUGGUUGGUUUGCUAAAAAUGGGAUGGAAGAAGUUAUAUUUAUUUAAUAAAAAAGGUUCAAGAACUGAAGCAAUGGUCUACUGUUUACUUGAUUUUUAUAUUCAUGAAACUAGACAACGUCAUGGUUAUGGAAUAAAACUUAUGGAUUACAUGUUAAAAGAUAAUCAAAUUCAAGCAAGUCAAUUAGCUGUUGAUCAACCUACAAAUAAACUUUUACAAUUCUUAUGGAAGUAUUUCAACUUAUCUAAAUUAGUUAAUCAAGGAAACAAUUUUGUAAUUUUCGAAGAAUUUUUUGAAACCUCAUCUGAUAAGGAAUCUGGUAGUGAUCGCUCAAGUGGAUAUAAAAGUCAACCAACAUUUGGACGUCAUGGUGCAGCUAGACAACAAGAUUGCAUGGCUAAUAUACUAUAUGGAGCAAAACCAUCAGAAACUCAAAAUGGAAAUUCAAAUGGAAAUGUAGAUAGAGUUGAAUAUCAACAACGAGAUAAUAAACAGCAUAAAGAAGAACAUCAUGUUGAAGUGCAACAUCAUGUUGUAGAUGAAGGAGAUGGACAUAAAUCAAAUCAAUCUAACCACACUCAACCAAAAUUAGAUCUCAAGAAUUUUCACACUCAAUUAUGGUAAUCUGUUAAACUUCACCUUUUCUAACAGGUGGCAGCUUAUUAUUUGUUACAUAUUUAUUACUGUAUUCUAUUAACUCUUGUUAAUUUAUACUAAUCCUAAAUAUGACUGCAAUUAUAAACUAGAAUUAAAUAAGAAAAAAAUUAUAAAAUACAAUUGCACUAAUUCAUUAUAAAGUACUAAUUUGAUAUGCAUAACAUUUGAUUCUGCCUACUUUAAAAAAUAAUGUUUGAUAUAUAAAUAAUGACAUAAAUAUUUUUAUGUUAUUUUUUAAGCUUUUAGUUGGUUGUUACUUGUUAGUCAAUAAGACUAAUCAGUAAUUAAUUUAUAUAUUUUUAAUUUUUUUAACCAUUUAUUGUUUAACUUUUUAACACACAUUAUAUAUGUAAUAAUAACACUUUAAAAAUGUUGAGUGAUUUUUUGUUGUGAAAAACUAAUUGAUGAUUUGUAUACUUUUAUGUUGACUGUCUUUUAUGUCGUUACUUGAUGUAAGGUCAUUAUAUGAAAAAUUUAUUUCACUAUUAAAGGCUGAAAAUGUAUUUUCUAUAGAAUAAUAGUAAUGUUUUUGUAUGUUGAAUAAUGAAUUAAAACUGACAGAAUUUAUUUUAAAAAUGAACUAUUAAUCAUAAUUCUGAUACUAUUAAUAUUGUUAAAAGAUUUCCUUUUGGCAAUAAUACAAUUAUAGAAUGUAUUGUAUUGUAUUUUCUAUAAUAAUGUUCCUAGACAAUGUUUUUUUUUUUUUACAACAAUCAUAUCGACCAAUUUGUUUGUAUUGAUGUUCUAAUAAAUAGUUACUAAAUUAUUAUUAAGACGUUGACCUUAUUAAUUUCUCAUGUAUUAAAUAAAUUAUGAUUUAUUAUUUAUGCAUUGGAAUAUAAUACAUUAAAAUUUAUAAUUUCUAUUUAAUAUAUUAUAUUUUUUCUAAUAAAAACUGUAUUUUAUUC
Aphis gossypii (cotton aphid) is the source of this 2166-nucleotide messenger RNA. Its product is annotated as alpha-tubulin N-acetyltransferase 1-like. Gene Ontology annotation, cellular component: microtubule. The transcript is spliced from 8 exons. NCBI's taxonomy places the organism in Eukaryota, Metazoa, Arthropoda, Insecta, Hemiptera, Aphididae. Gene Ontology annotation, biological process: alpha-tubulin acetylation. Gene Ontology annotation, molecular function: tubulin N-acetyltransferase activity. Bases 347 to 1225 code for a protein of 292 amino acids. The record is from RefSeq and is a predicted model, not a curated record.